CAGAGGUGCAUCUGUGUUUCCCCAGGACCCCACUUCAGGGGGCCCUCUCCCCCUGGGCCUGCAGGCUGGCUGAGCUGGUGGCACUUGGGGGCUCACUCCGGGACUCAGCUGAGCUUCCAAGGGCAGAGGGCCCUGGGGCGUCCAGGCCUGGGCUGCUGGGAAACCCACCACCUCCUCAGCCUGGACUUGGGGGGCCGGGGGCAGAGUGAGGACAGCUGGGGUCCCGGGUCCCCUCACACAGGCCUGUGGGGAAAUGAAACUGUCUCGCCGCCCAUCUGAAAACCGGAGUGCCUGACAAGAGCUUGGAGUUUCUGCCUCCGCCAUGAGCCAGGUGACGGCGACGCGGUCAGUAGCAUGUACGAGCCGGACCCGGACCUGCUGGCGGGCGAGAGCGCGGAGGACGAGACCGAAGACAGCGUCAUGUCGCCCAUCCCCAUGGGGCCGCCCUCCCCCUUGCCCACCAGCGAGGACUUCACCCCCAAGGAGGGCUCGCCCUACGAGGCGCCUGUCUACAUCCCCGAGGACGUCCCCGUGCCGCCCGGCUUCGAGCUCCGCGAGUCCUCCGUCCCGGGGGCCGGCCUGGGCAUCUGGGCCAAGAAGAGGAUGGAGGUCGGGGAGCGCUUCGGGCCCUACAUGGGGGCGCCGCGGGCCACGCUGAAGGAGGCCGACUUCGGAUGGGAGCAGAUGCUGACGGAGGAGGUGUCGCCGCAGGACAGCUGCGUCCAAAAGAUCUCCGAGGACCUGGGCGGCGAGAAGUUCUGCGUGGAUGCCGGGCAGGCCGGGGCCGGCAGCUGGCUCAAGUACAUCCGGGUGGCGUGCUCCUGCGAUGACCAGAACCUCACCAUGUGUCAGAUCAAUGAGCAGAUCUACUACAAAGUCAUCAAGGACAUCGGGCCCGGAGAAGAGCUGCUGGUGCACGUGAAGGAGGGCGCCUGCUCCCUGGGGGCCGUGCCCCCCAGCCUGGACGAGGAGCCCACGUUCCGCUGUGACGUGUGUGACGAGCUCUUCCCGUCCAAGCUGGACCUGCGGCGGCACAAGAAGUAUGCGUGCGGCCCGGUGGGGGCCACGCUGUACGUGGGCCUGGCCGAGGAGCUCAAGCCCCAGGGCCUGGGCGGCGGGGGCGGCGACGGGCGGGCCCUGGAGUGCAAGGACUGCGAGCGGACCUUCCCGGACAAGUACAGCCUGGAGCAGCACAUGGUGGUGCACACGGAGGAGCGCGAGUACAAGUGCGACCAGUGCCCCAAGGCCUUCAACUGGAAGUCCAACCUCAUCCGCCACCAGAUGUCCCACGACAGCGGCAAGCGCUUCGAGUGUGAAAACUGCGUGAAGGUGUUCACGGACCCCAGCAACCUGCAGCGGCACAUCCGCUCCCAGCACGUGGGCGCGCGGGCGCACGCCUGCCCGGACUGCGGGAAGACCUUCGCCACGUCCUCGGGCCUCAAGCAGCACAAGCACAUCCACAGCACGGUCAAGCCCUUCAUAUGUGAGGUCUGCCACAAGUCCUACACGCAGUUCUCCAACCUGUGCCGCCACAAGCGGAUGCACGCGGACUGCCGCACGCAGAUCAAGUGCAAGGACUGCGGGCAGAUGUUCAGCACUACCUCCUCCCUCAACAAGCACCGGCGCUUCUGCGAGGGCAAGAACCAUUACACGCCGGGCGGCGUCUUCUCCCCGGGCCUGCCCUUGGCCCCCGGCCCCCUGCUGGACAAGGCGAAGCCGCCGCCCGGCCUCAACCACGCCGGCCUGGGCUUCGGCGAGUACUUCCCCUCCCGGCCGCACCCGGGCGGCCUGCCCUUCUCCGCGGCGCCGCCGGCCUUCCCCGCGCUCACGCCCGGCUUCCCCGGCAUCCUCCCGCCGUCCCUGUACCCCCGGCCGCCUCUGCUACCUCCCACGCCGUUGCUCAAGAGCCCCCUGAACCACACCCAGGACGCCAAGCUGCCCAGCCCCCUGGGGAACCCGGCCCUGCCCCUGGUCUCGGCCAUGGGCAGCGGCGGCGGGCAGGGCGCGGCGGCCGCCCCGGGGCCGGAGGACAAGUUCGAGGGCCGCCUGGAGGACGCGUACCCCGAGAAGCUGGCGUCCCGGGGCAGCGACCUGUCGGACGGCAGUGACUUCGAGGACGUCAACACCACGACCGGGACGGACCUGGACUCGACCUCGGGCUCGGGCUCCGACCUAGACAGUGAAGUGGAGAGCGAGCACGACAAGGCCAAGGCCAAGAGCAAGGCGGCCGGGGGCAAGCCACACGGCGGGGGCGGGGCGGCGCCCCCGGGGGCCCCCAACAGCGUGGGCGAGGUGCCCGUCUUCUACGCCCAGCACUCCUUCUUCCCGCCCCCCGACGAGCAGCUGCUGGCCGCGUCCGGCGCUGCGGGCGACUCCAUCAAGGCCAUCGCCUCCAUCGCGGAGAAGUACUUCGGGCCAGGCCUCGUGGGCGUGCCGGAGAAGCGGCUGGGCGCGCUGCCGUACCCCUCCGUGUUCCCGUUCCAGUUCCUGCCCGACUUCCCCCACGCCCUCUACCCCCUGGCGGACCGCACCCUCGCCCACAGCCUGCUGGUCAAGGCCGAGCCAAAGUCACCCCGGGACGCCCUCAAGGGGGGCGGCCCCAGCGCCGAGUCCCCCUUCGACCUCACCACCAAACCCAAAGAGGCCAAGCCCCUCCUGCCGGCGCCCACGGCGGCCCUGGUGCCGGGCGAGGAGCAGCCGCUGGACCUCAGCAUCGGCAGCCGCGUCCGCGCCAGCCAGAGCGGCGGGGGCGGCGGGCGCGAGCCCCGCAAGAACCACGUGUACGGGGAGCGCAAGCCGGGGGCCGGCGAGGGGCUGCCCAGGGCCUGCCCCGCGCAGCUGCCGCAGCAGCCGCCCCUGCACUACGCCAAGCCGUCGCCCUUCUUCAUGGACCCCAUCUACAGCAGGGUGGAGAAGCGGAAGGUGCCGGACCCCGUGGGCGUCCUGAAGGAGAAGUUCCUGCGGCCGCCCCCUCUGCUCUUCCACCCCCAGAUGUCAGCCAUCGAGACGAUGACGGAGAAGCUGGAGAGCUUCGCGGCCCUGAAGGCGGACUCCGGCGGCGCCCUGCAGCCCCUCCCCCACCACCCCUUCAACUUCCGGUCCCCGCCCCCGACGCUGUCGGACCCCAUCCUCAGGAAGGGCAAGGAGCGGUACACGUGCAGGUACUGCGGGAAGAUCUUCCCCCGGUCCGCAAACCUCACGAGACACCUGAGGACGCACACCGGCGAGCAGCCGUACAGGUGUAAGUACUGCGACCGGUCCUUCAGCAUCUCGUCCAACCUGCAGCGGCACGUCCGCAACAUCCACAACAAGGAGAAGCCCUUCAAGUGCCACCUGUGCAGCCGCUGCUUCGGGCAGCAGACCAACCUGGACCGGCACCUCAAGAAGCACGAGCACGAGCACGCACCAGUGAGCCAGCACUCCGGGGUCCUCGGCAACCACCUGGGGACCAGCGCCUCCUCCCCCACCUCCGAGUCGGACACCCACGCACUUUUAGACGAGAAGGAAGACUCCUAUUUCUCCGAAAUCAGAAACUUUAUUGCCAACAGCGAGAUGAACCAAGCGUCGGCUCGGACAGACAAAAGGCCAGAAGCCCAGGAGCUGGACGGUGCCCCACCAUGUCCGGGCCUAGCCAGCGGGAAGCCGGAGGAGGGGGAGGAGGAGGAGGAGGAGGAGCUGGAGGAGGAGGACGACGACAGCCUGGCCGGGAAGUCCCAAGAGGACAACGUGUCCCCCACGCCCGAGCCCCAGGGCGCCUACGAGGACGAGGAGGACGAGGAGCCACCCACCUCCCUGGCCGUGGGCUUCGACCACGCCCGAAGGUGUGUUGAGCGGCAGCGAGCGGGCGGUCCGCUCGCUCUGGAGCCGGCGCCGACCUUUGGGAAGGGGCUGGACCUGCGCAGAGCCGCCGAGGAGGCGUUUGAAGUUAAAGAUGUCCUUAAUUCCGCCUUAGACUCUGAGGCCCUAAAACAGACCCUGUACAGGCAGGCUAAGAACCAGGCGUACACAAUGAUGCUGUCCCUUUCGGAGGACACGCCUCUGCACACCGCCGCCCAGAGCCCCCUGGACGCUUGGCUGAACAUCGCGGGACCCGCCCCCGAGCCCGGAGCCUUCAACCCCAUCAACCACCUCUGACCGGCCCGGGGGCCGGGGCCAGAGCCCGCGCCAGGAGCCCGGCGCCCCGACAGAACCCUCAGCCGCGGACGGUGGGGGCCAGGACUCGGGGACCAGCACGGCCUGGGGCCGGGGAGCCCCCUCCUCGCCUGCGUUCGACCACUCCUCUCUGUGUGUCCCCCCACCCUGGUUUAACUCAACUCUUCUAGCGAAAACCCGGAGACCGGAAGCCCCUGACGCGGUUGUCUAGGUCACGCCUCUGAGAGUCAGUCUCCAGAAGGACACCGCGCCUGGCAGGGACGGCCUGGCGGCAUGGAGCCCAGGGGCACGGGCGGGGUUCUCACCCCAAACUGAAGCGGGGUCCCUUCCGGGCACGGGAGCCCACGGCCACGGUCCGGAGAGGGAGCCGGCCCGGACGAUUUUUCUAGUGAGAAUCACGCGAGUGACGCUUUUGGUCCUCCUGUUGACGCCAGAGUCUAUUUAAGCAUGUGGUUUUAAAAACAGACAGCAUUUUUUUAAAAAAAAGAAAAAGAAAGGAAAAAAGAAAUCGCAAAAGGAUUUGCCAAUUGUUUUUUAAAAGUCGUUUUUGCAUCGCUUUGGCAUCUGUGCAAACCCAGACGCCCCCCCCGGGGGCCCCCCCCCGGCUCUGUGCUGGGCGCGGCCUGGAUCCUGCGGACCGUGGGGGGGGUGCCCCCGACCCCGUGUGUGAAGCCACGGUGGCUCCAGCGGGCCCCCACCAGCCCGCGGCGUGGGGCCACUGCCGGGAGCCGUUUCUGACUGCACCGAGGAUUCUGAGAGGUGGCGGCAGCGGCAGCGGCGGUGGGAGCUGGCCGGAGGCCAGGACCGGGAGAUGUGCCUGACCUUCCGUGACACUCCUGCGCCCGUGGCCCCCGAGCAGCCCCUCCCUAGACCUCCCAAUUCUCUGGGCAGGUCGGAGAGGUGGGCCGGGCCGCUCAGGUUCCUCCCGGGUCUGUCUCUGGCCGCCCCGGGCCAGCACCCACCCCCACCCGCCCCGCCACUGCUGCUGCUCAGAAAGCAGAGCUGGCCGCCGCCGGCCACACCCUGCUCCGCUGCCCCCGCCUCACCCUCCCCGUCAGACGAGCCAGGGGAGGCGGCGGGCGCCCCCCACUCCCCGCGCAGACCGCCGAGCGCCCCGAGCACCCGAGCCCUGGGACCCCGGACACGGCUGCCGCCCCCGCCCUCCGCGCGGGCUCUGGGCGGAUGGGACCCGGCUCAGCACCGAAGGGCGUCCGGACGGGACCUGGACGCCUGGACGCCCGCUGCAGAGCCCGAGGACAGCACAGCCCCGCGGGGCCGGCGUGCCCCUCCCCGGGGGCCGGCCCGCUUCUCCACUCCCGGGCUUUAAAUUAUUCCCGUAGGGGCCAACCUCCCAUAAUAAUUGUUUUCCCUGAUGGAAUUGACCUUAAUCUGUAUAUAACUUGUAAUUUUUUCUAAUUCCUUUCUUUUCUUAUUUUAUUUCUUCCUUAACAGUAUUUUUGGCAUUAGACAUUCUUAUUGUGAAGAAAUAAUGUUAAUAUAAGUACCCCGUGAAGGACCAAAACCGUGUAAUAACCGUCUGUGUGUUGUGUGCCCGAGACCCAGGGAGUGGGACGGUUCCCAAUGUGCCAAAUACC
Messenger RNA from Phyllostomus hastatus (greater spear-nosed bat), 5747 nucleotides. It is a transcript of the gene PRDM16, whose product is annotated as PR/SET domain 16. Gene Ontology annotation, molecular function: histone H3K9 methyltransferase activity; protein binding. Gene Ontology annotation, cellular component: nucleus. The transcript has 17 exons. NCBI's taxonomy places the organism in Eukaryota, Metazoa, Chordata, Mammalia, Chiroptera, Phyllostomidae. The record is from RefSeq and is a predicted model, not a curated record. Bases 355 to 4134 code for a protein of 1259 amino acids.